Messenger RNA from Astrephomene gubernaculifera, 3701 nucleotides. Lineage: Eukaryota; Viridiplantae; Chlorophyta; Chlorophyceae; Chlamydomonadales; Astrephomenaceae. The record is from the annotation of a GenBank genome assembly.
CUUACUUUUGUGUUCCUGAUGUAGCCCUUUCAUCCACGCUAACGUUUAUCCAUUGCCGAAAUGUAUCAUAGUAGAUAUUACCUCUCAGCUGCUACCAUCUUUGCCCUGUUGCUUGCAAGUACUUACGUUUUCCUCAGCUCAGCUCAACACGCCUGCGUGCAACCUCGUCAAGGCGUUUGCGACGAUGUUGCAAUCCGCAGUCAAAGGCUAGGACCUGCCGCCACAUCAGGAGACCCAAAGCCGAAUACAUGGGCAUGGCUUAGGAAAUUGCAAGAGGAGGAAAGGGCUGCCGAGAAUGCCAGGAAAGGCAUCGCUGUCGGCUCCGACUCUCACCUGACCAGCACGCAGGAGUCCAACUUUAACGUUGCUUCAGCACCUCCAGGAGCCAGGCAUGGUACCAAUCCCUCUGAAUCUCAUCAAGAGACUCUUCAAAGCAGCUUGGGGCACGCCCGAACUUCUCUAAGCAAGCGAGAACUCGUGGGACUGACCGGCGUUGCCUUCCUAUGCGGUCUGCUCAUCGGCUUAAUUGCGGGCAUAAGCAUCGGCGCUGUUUGGGCUAGAAGGAGCACCCUAUCUAACGCAAGCCCUCAUCCGGCUGGCCCAGCAAGUAACAAAACAUCGAAAGGACUGUGCAGCGAAAUGCCUGUCCCAGUACUCCCUGACGACGUUGUAGCCAAAAUUGAGGCUAUUCCCAAGGCAGCCGUUAACGAUGCUGGGGGAAAUGUUCCGCCCGUUGGGCGUGGUGAUGUCUGCGCCAAAGACAGCGAGGGUAGCAGCACGUGGAACUGCGGAACAGGGGAGGCGUCAACCAGCAAGCCAUGUGAUCCGUCCCCAAUAACUAAGCGCACCGUGAGGGUUGCAGCGCCCGCCGACAAGGGUGCUGUCUUCGAGCCAGGAGAGGAGGGCAGCGGUGACAAUUUCAUAGCCGCAGCGCGUGUGCCUUCGGCCACUCCUUCUGACGAACUACGACCAACAGCAACAGCAAAAUGUGACGCCAAGACCCCGUGGCGGCAACGGCCUGCUCCUCUCGAUGUGGCUGCCACGCCGGUCGGUGCUGCCAGCGGCGGCCAGACGCCUCCGCCUGCGCAGACCACCUGCACUACGCCCUCUUCUAGGCGUCGGUCUCCACUGGCCUCCCCGACAGGGGUCAUGUAUAGCGUGGCGGCAUCGAUGCUCGCCAUGCUAGCUGGUCGAGCGGACAAGCUCGCAGAACGCACUGUCCUGGAGGAUAUGGCAGCGGAGCUGCGGCAAGGUCAGCGCCAUGACACCAGGCAGCGCCGUGCGGUCGCACCCGAAGAGGGGACUACGCCGCUACCCGCCAUGCACCUCCCGACCCAAGACGAAGCAGACGAGCCGCAGACGACCCAUGGGUCCAAGCCGCCGCUGGCACCCAGUUACCGUGGCACUGCCAGCAGCGCAUGGGGCUCUGUCGGCAGGUCAGGCGGUGCACCUUCGUCCGCAACCGUACCGAGGUCUGGGGUUGGGUGCCAUGGACGGCAGCAGCAGCAGCCCCGUGCGCCGACCUUCUCUAGCGCUACCCAGGGCCAGCCUCGGCUGCCGACGUUACCUGAGGAGGGGCAGGCGUACUCCCAACAGCAUGCCAUGACGCAGCUGGGCUUUGUUGCAGAUCCGCUACAACAGCAGGCGGUCAUUCCAAUGCUGCACGAUCCGUCACGUAUGAUGUGUGCUACGGAUGGGCCAAUGUGCAGGACGGAGUCUGGUUUCUCGGACGCUCUCAUGAAAGACUUCUCGGCCUCUGUCGCCAAGGACGUUUCGGCCAAUGUCAUGGAGCGCCUUGAAGAAAAGUUCAAGGACCUUGGCGGCAACUUGCGGGAUAACACAGAAGUGACACGGGCGGUCAUGGCGCAGCGUGGCAUGAAAGAGCAGCGGUUAGCGGUGCGGGACGCCAUGACGCGCGGCAUCUGGAUCAGCCUGAUUGUCUUGGGGUUUGGCUCGUGGAUGUGGGGCCGCUGGGAGGAGGUGUCCAGGCGCUGCGCAGCCGACCCAGGGCCCUGGGCGCCGGCAACGUCAGCUGGUGCAGGCGCCGCGCCGGGAUACAAGUUCCUGCUGUCGCCUUCCUGGUGGUUUUCCCGAGCGUUGGGGCUGCCAACAGCGCAGUCCGUCUUGGGCGUCACCCACGGGGCGGUGUCGGGCUGGCUGCACUGGCCCUAUGUGUCAACGACGCUCUGUCACAUCCACGAGAUAGGGCUCUGGGGCGUCGGGUGCAUCUUUCUGUUCUACUGCAUGGUACCUCUCAUCCGAUGGGCCAUCUCCAUUUCCACGCCACACUCGUUUGUGAUCGACAUCCCUCUCAUCUUUGGCAUCGUGUGUGCUGUACCGGGCUGCAUCGCGGUCCACUACCUGGGUGGCGCUUGGACGGUGUGGCUGGCGUCGUGGUGGGUCUGGUGCGCAGUCGCCUUCGCACUGCAUGUACAGCAAACGCGGUUCGCAUGGUUGGCAUCUUACAUGCUGGCGAUUGUGGCACCGGUGGUGAUGGGGACGCUACCGUACGCAUCCUGGAUUAGGCAAGUGCAUUUCGGGAUGGAGGAUUGGGCGUUCUUUCUUAUGCGGCACGCCUUGCGCUUGCUCGGAAAGCGGACCGAGGCGGAAACCGAGGCGUUCCUGGCUGGCAACGCGUUCCUGUCGUAACACUCUUGCUCCUACGGACGCAGGGUUUGCGGUGUGAGGGGCUGGAUGUGCGGGAGGGUGCUUAUGAAGCAUGCGGGAUUGCAAGACGCGGGGCAAAGACUAGGCGCGGGGGUUAGUGGGGAAUUUCCCAGCCGCAGGCGAUGGCAGGAUGACAUGAACCUUGUGCUUGGUUGGUUGGUCGGUCGCAGCGAGGGCCGUCAUGUGAAGGAAUCGAGCUGCUAGCCCACGUUGGAAGAGGUGGCGUGUUUUCGGGUAUGCAGGAGUCAGGGGGCAUGGUGGCCAUUCAUAGUUUCGGACUUUCAAGUGUCUUUUCUGCACAGCUGUUCCGAUAGGACGCAGGUGACAGGGACGCUCCUUGUGUUAAGAGCGGGUAUGCAUUAAUUCGUAGCAGUAUAUGCGUGCUUAGAGCAAGUGAUGGGGCCCACCUUCCGUUAGAACAUAUAGAGGACGUUAGUAUGUUAGUAUAGGACUCAGGUGUAUAUACCGGUAGAUUUAGCCUGGCAAGGGUCUUGGGGGCUUUGCGCCAUCCUUCUUUCACUCUAGGCACGAGGUUAGGGGCUUACUAGGCCUCGAUUUCCUGAAGAUCCAUGGGUGGGAGGAUCUAUGGAACGGGUUGAACUAAGAACGUGCGGAUAGAUAUUGUGCGUGUCGUGUACCGUACAUGUAUAGAACUCAUUUGGGUCUGGAAAGGAAGGGCCGUAAGGUCGAUAGACUGGAUUCCAAAUGUGGUGUCAUUCCGGAUACUUGCAUGUCUACAGCAUUACUUGGUAUGGCUUGGCGUUCAUACGAGUACAGUCAACGAGCUAUAGCGAGGGUAGCCUGCUUUUGCAGAGGGAGUGAUCCCUCUGCACAGGACAUGUGUGUUCUCUUUGACCUUACGCCGAUAUGCCUCAGUCUGGUGAAGACGCGGCGGCGCAGGCGUGACGGCUUCGCAGUAGGGUGGCAGUAGCCACAGCAGUGAGUUUGAUUAGCGCUAGCCGUUAUGCCCACUGGAAAUGCAUGCAAGACGCUGGGUGUUUUUCUGUGGCCACUUUUGUAGUCUAAUCGUUGGC